Messenger RNA from Pteronotus mesoamericanus, 1884 nucleotides. It is a transcript of the gene CWC27, whose product is annotated as CWC27 spliceosome associated cyclophilin. The transcript has 14 exons. Gene Ontology annotation, biological process: protein peptidyl-prolyl isomerization; protein folding. Gene Ontology annotation, cellular component: catalytic step 2 spliceosome. The coding region runs from base 231 to 1652 and encodes 473 amino acids. Lineage: Eukaryota; Metazoa; Chordata; Mammalia; Chiroptera; Mormoopidae. Gene Ontology annotation, molecular function: peptidyl-prolyl cis-trans isomerase activity. The record is from RefSeq and is a predicted model, not a curated record.
AUCCCCCUUCUCAAGGUUAGCGGUGUUCGGGUCUGGGAGCAACAUGGCGGCGUCCGUGAGGGCUAGUUUUGGGAAGAGAUAGUGGUUGGUGUCGUUUUCUUUCGGGAUAUUGACAUACUGGAGCUUUCCCCGACCACCCAACUUAAGGAAGGGUGAUAAGGGGAUAACUUUAGUGAUCGGCCAUCUGCUUUUAUUUCCAAUAAGGAGCAGCGUCUUGAGCAGUGACCAGCAUGAGCAACAUCUACAUUCAGGAGCCUCCCACCAACGGGAAGGUUUUAUUGAAAACUACAGCUGGAGAUAUUGACAUAGAGUUGUGGUCAAAAGAAGCUCCUAAGGCUUGCAGAAAUUUCAUUCAGCUUUGUUUAGAAGCAUAUUAUGACAAGACCAUUUUUCAUAGAGUGGUACCUGGUUUUAUAGUCCAAGGGGGAGAUCCUACUGGCACAGGAACUGGUGGAGAGUCUAUCUAUGGAGCCCCAUUCAAGGAUGAAUUCCACUCACGGUUGCGUUUUAAUCGGAGAGGAUUGGUUGCCAUGGCAAAUGCUGGUCCUCAUGAUAAUGGCAGCCAGUUUUUCUUUACACUGGGUCGAGCAGAUGAACUUAACAAUAAGCACACCAUCUUUGGAAAGGUUACGGGGGAUACAAUAUAUAACAUGCUGCGACUGGCAGAAGUAGACACUGAUGACGAAGAAAGACCACUUAAUCCACACAGAAUAAAAAGUUGUGAGGUUUUGUUUAAUCCUUUUGAUGACAUCAUUCCAAGAGAAAUAAAAAAGCCAAAAAAAGAGAAACCAGAGGAGAAAGUAAAGCAAUUGAAACCCAAAGGCACAAAAAAUUUUAGUUUACUUUCAUUUGGAGAAGAAGCUGAGGAAGAAGAGGAAGAAGUAAAUCGAGUUAGUCAGAGCAUGAAGGGGAAGAGCAAAAGUAGUCAUGACUUGCUUAAGGAUGAUCCGCAUCUCAGUUCUGUUCCAGUUGUUGAAAGUGAAAAAGAUGAUGCAGCAGGAGAUUUAGAUGAUGAUGGAGAAUUUGAAAGUGCAGAGCAUCAUGAAGAUAUCGAUGGCAAUGAGAAGAGCCUGAUGCGAGAAAGAGUUGCAAAAAAGUUAAAAAAGGACCCAAGUGCAAAUGUUAAAUCAGCUGCAGAGGGAGACGAGGAGAAGAAAUCAGUUAGCCGCAGUGAAGAGCUCAGAAAAGAAGCAAGGCAAUUAAAGCGGGAACUCUUAGCAGCAAAACAAAAAAAAGAAGAAAAUGCAUCAAAACAAGCAGAAAAAAGAAGUGAAGAGGAAGACACUGCUGGAGGUGGUGCCGUUGCAGAAUACAGAAGAGAAAAGCAAAAGUAUGAAGCUUUGAGGAAGCAGCAGCCAAAGAAGGGAACUUCGCGGGAAGAUCAGACCCUUGCUCUGCUGAACCAGUUUAAAUCAAAACUCACGCAAGCAAUUGCUGAAACUCCUGAAACUAACAUUUCUGAAAUGGAAGUAGAAGAUGAUGAAGGAUGGAUGUCACAUGUCCUUCAGUUUGAGGAUAAAAGCAGAAAAGUGAAAGAUGCAAGCAUGCAAGACUCAGACACAUUCGAAAUCUAUGAUCCUCGAAAUCCAGUGAAUAAAAGAAGAAGAGAAGAAAGCAAAAAGCUGAUGAGAGAGAAAAAAGAAAGAAGAUAGAAAUGAUAGUACUGAUAACCAGAACUAGUUCAAAGUGUGCCUGCAAUACAUGGCCUUACACCAGCCCUUGUUCCCAGCAGCAUCACUUAAAGGCAUGAAAAGAAGUAUUUUUGAACCUGUUGUCUGGUUUUGAAAACCAGUCAUCUUGUUAUGUAAAUUGUGGACUGACCUAAACAAAUGCUGUUGGUUACUGGUAUACAAUUUUAUUCCUUAUGACCUUUUAUAUUGCUAA